Molecule: messenger RNA, 5602 nt
Organism: Paramisgurnus dabryanus
Lineage: Eukaryota; Metazoa; Chordata; Actinopteri; Cypriniformes; Cobitidae
Gene: zbtb21
Product: zinc finger and BTB domain containing 21
Biological process (GO): regulation of transcription by RNA polymerase II
Cellular component (GO): nucleus
Molecular function (GO): DNA-binding transcription factor activity, RNA polymerase II-specific; protein binding
Source: RefSeq, a predicted model, not a curated record
UACAAGAUGGAUGGAAUCACGACAGCUUCACGCUCAACGCAACUCUGAAACAAAGUCCUGUGUCGGAGCUUCGCGGCGUCCAAAGCCAACAAACAAGGGCCAAAAUGGAGAGCCUCGUGCACUACUGUAAUCCCGCCCAUGGUAUUUCCCUGCUGAGUGCACUCAAUGAGCAGAGGUUAAAGGGCCAGCUCUGUGAUGUUGUCUUGUUAGUCGGCGAUCAACAGUACCAGGCCCACAAAAGCGUGCUUGCCUCUUGCAGUGAGUAUUUCCAGUCUGUAUUCUCCAGAAGAGACUCCGAGAACCAAUCCAUCAUUCAACUUGACUUCUGUGAAUCGGAUGCUUUUGAGAUCGUGUUAAACUACAUAUACUCAUCAUACAUGUUCGUGGAGAAAUGCAGCCUUGCAGCCAUACAAGAGCUGGGAUAUAGUCUCGGCAUUCCCUUUCUAACCAACAUCAUGUCUGCGAGACCCCAGGCAUCAUAUUGUGUGUCGAGAAAACGCGUGAUGCUUUCGGAGGAGGACGAUAUCGCUAAUCAAACGAGAAGUGUUAUUGUCCAUCAAGGUCAGAGCGAUCAACCUGCAGUAGACGUGAUUCAAAGGAGAAGUUUGAAUUUUCAGGGAAAACCAUGUAAACAGACCACAGGCAUGAUCCCGGAGCACCUCUCCCUCGCACAUGGAUUCGGUGGUCAGAGCCAUUGCUCAGGACGUGUCAGACCAAAUGAUAAAGAGACUAACAGUACCUCCAUCAGCAGAACUUCUAGCAAAAAGACGGUCGAUGGUGAAUGCACGUCCAUCAUCUCCUCACCAACGUCCAUACUGAGGCGUCGAACUGAAUACAGACCACCAUCUGCAAGGCCGCAAUUAACAUCCUCCGUGUCAUUCAGCGAGUCCGUGCAGCAUACCAGCUUACAAUCAGACCAAACCGAAGAAAGAAUGGAGACUUCACAUGAUUCCAGACCAGCAGGAGAGCAUCAGGGUCCCCGCAACCAAACCGUAGACCGGAGUGGGCCGCUGAUUAAAAGCCUGCUACGCAGAUCGCUGUCAAUGGAUAGUCCUGUUCCUGUUUUCUCUCCAGCUCUAGAGCUGAAGGACUCCCAAAGCAGGGACCAGUCUGCGGUGAAAUCGGUUACUUCGUCAGGAAGGUCAACAUCAACUGAAAGCGAGGAUCGGGUGUCAAAAGAUAAGUCGCUUAUACUCAGGUCGAGACAACGAAAUGUGUUUGAGACUGAGGGAACUCAGACUACACAAUUUAGCAUAAAAGCAGAACCCAGCAGUCCUCUUGCAGAACCUUCGGAAAUUGUUCGCAUUACUGUUGGAGAUAAUCUGCCUGUCAACUUCAAAGAGUUUCAGGCUAACUACGAGGAAGGCCCCAGAGGAUAUUUCACUCCCUCAGUAAAGAGGAAAAAUAAGUUGGAUAGUAGUUACUUGUCCUUUAAGAGGACCAGGCCUAGUAAUGAGCAUCACCUUUCACAUCAGGACAAUUCGUUUGAUGAGGUACCUUACAAUUCUAACAUCGACAUUAAUAAUGAGGAACCCGGUGAACUCAGGCCAAACAAAAUGUUUAAAUGUUGGAACUGCCUGAAGGUGUUCAGGUCAAACGCGGGUCUGUAUCGUCAUGUGAACAUGUAUCACAACCCAGAGAAGCCGUACGCUUGCGACAUUUGUCACAAACGUUUUCACACGAACUUCAAAGUCUGGACUCACUGCCAAACCCAACACGGUGUGGUGCAAAAUCCGGCAGCCUCCUCUAGUUCCUAUUCCGUUCUCGAUGAGAAAUUUCAGAGGAAACUGAUCGAUAUUGUCAGGGAACGUGAAAUAAAAAAAGCUUUGAUUAUGAAGCUCAGGAGAACCAAGCAAGGUCUGCAGUCACAACCCUUUGGCAGGAAAAGCAGACGAUCCAGGUCCUACGGAUGCCCCUACUGUGGCAAAAUGUUCUUUUUCCAGUCACAUUUAAAACUGCACAUGAAGGGACACGCCGCUGAGCCGGGUGACCUUGACACGGAUGCUGAGAGAGACCUUCAAUACAAACAGCAGCAAUUACAUCUCAAAGAAAACCAAGAAAGAGAUGUUUUUUGCUGCAGGCUCUGCAGUGAGAAACUUCCCUCUCCAUCUGAAUUGGAAGACCACGAGAGGGCCUGCAGGUAUGCCACCGUCUGCCCAUAUUGUGGCCUUCGAUUCUCCAACACAGUUGUGAAGAAAGACCACGAAGCUCACUGCAAGUACAAAAAACUGACCUGCCUCGAAUGCAUGCGCACAUUCAAGUCCUCUUUCAGUAUAUGGCGCCAUCAGGUGGAGGUGCACAACCAAAAUAUGAUGAGUGUUAAAGAGCAGCUGACCCUCGGUCUCCAGGAGAGCAAUCAGGAUGAGGAAUCGGAAGUUCUCGGUGUUCCAGCAACUCAGGAGUCGAUGCAAGAUAACAGAGAGGACAACGUUUACAGCGACUCAUCAAUUCCACCCAUGUUCGACUCUGAAGACUCAUCAUCUUACGUUCCUGAAGACCUGAGCUCCAGCCACGGUCAAGGGGAGCUGCAAGUGAAAGAGGAACCUCAAGAAGAAGCGGUUACAGGAAAGGAUAAUGUGCAUGAGAGUGCAAUCUCGGUGGGAUCAGAUGAGCCGAGUGUGUGGCCUUGUGAAAAGUGCGGUAAGCUUUUCAGUUGCCACAAAGACCUGGAGCGACAUCAAGAACUGCUUUGCCACAUCAAACCCUUCAUCUGUCACAUAUGUCACAAAGCUUUCAGGACCAACUUUCGCCUCUGGAGUCACUAUCAGUCUCACAUGUCCACUUCAGAUGGAAUGAGGGAGAUUGACAGAUUUCCAUCGUCUCCAUCACCUUCUCCGCCUCUAAUGAUUGCUUUCCCAGAUCCUCCAAGUUCUCAAGAACCUCCAGUCAAAGGGAGUCAGUCUGGGAUGGUUGCCUCAGAAGCGGAGGCCAGUGGCUCCACGUCACCAUCGACGACACUCAAGAAGCCAGAGCAGGACAAGGCUGGUGAGGAUGAACCCGGAGAGCACUUGCACGCCCAGUCAGACAGCACAGACAAGGCUAUAACCCCUCAGGAAUCCGACACACUAUUUUAUCACGCCCCGACUCUCUCAGCACUUACCUUUAAAAGGCAAUACAUGUGUAAAUUCUGUCACAGGACAUUUAAGACGGCUUUUAGUCUAUGGAGUCAUGAACAGAGUCAUACUUAAGUCUCCAUAGUUUGUAGACCUGAUCAUUGGGGUCGACUUAAGUUUAAGGAACUCUUUUUUUUUCUCAUUGUUUGAUUACAUUGGGACACACAGGCAGCCUUAUCGCUUAAAAGGGAUUUUAAGGUUGGUCAAACGCAGGGAUUUAUCCAUAACAUUUAUUUAUAGUUAAUCAUCCAUAUUCCAAUAAACAGUAUUCAGACUGUCAGAGUUUCCAGCAAGAUUUGCUUAAAAUACAUAUUUCUGAAGCAUUUACCUGUAUUGUGUUUAUUUAUUAUUCAUGCAAAUUAUGUUUGCUUGCUUCUGGCACCAAUGAUUAAGAAAGAGAGACAUAAAAUGUGUAUGGUUACUCUUUUAAAGGGAUAGUAGUUCACCCUAAAUGAAAAUUCUGUUAUUUUUUACUCACCCUCAUGUUUUUCAAAACUUUAAAAGAAGAUAUUUUGAUUAUAGAUGCCAAGCACACAGUUGAUGGUACCCAUUGACUUCCAUAGUAUUUGUUUCCCUAUUAUAAAAGUAAGUUGGUCUCAUCUUCUUGUGUGAUCAACAGAAUAAAGAAACUCAUACAGGUUUACAACAACAUGAGGGAGAGUAAAUGAUAACAUAAUUUUCAUUUUUGGGUGAACUAUCCCUUUAAGCUUGUUUUGUAUAAAUAUACCUUGUUUUAGUGGCCUUUUUGAUCUUAUUUAGCACUUUCAAGCAAAUCCAAAUAAAGUUUCUCUAAUAAAAGCACAGGUUGCUGCAUUUGAAAUCAGCCCAAAGUACCAUCAGAUGGCUCAACCAAUCAUCUCUUAGCUAUGGUCACGCAAAAAGAUGGAUGUAAUUGCAUCGCACACUUGAAAAAAGUUUUUAUUCCAUUUCCCCUUUUUUGGCAAAAAAGUUACAAAUGUAAGUGAAGUUGAUGUAAGAUGAACCCUAUAAAAAGCUGUAUUAACAGAUUCAGAUGUCAAAUAAAUUUACAAGAAUCUUUUUGAACACGGAUGUAAAAACAUGUUUAUUAUUUAAUUUCAGCAUUGCUUUCUAAAGGGAUAGUUCACCCAAAAUUGAGAAUUCUUUCAACAUUUACACACCCUAACUUUCUGUGCAAGUUCCUUUUGUUUAAUAUAAGAGGAGAUAUUUUGAUAAAUGAUGGUAAGCAUACAAGAAAUGGUACCCAUUGACUUUCAUUGUAUUUGCUUUUUCUACUAUGGAAGUUACCAUCAACUAUGCUUACCAUCAUUUAUCAAAAUAUCUUUUCUCUUAAGAAACUUAGAAUAAUGUGAGGGUGAGUAAAUCAUAACGCAAUUUUUAUUUUGGGGUGACUUAUCCCUUUAAGUUGUAUUUUUUAUGUUCACGUGUUUUUUGACUGUUAAUUGGACUUUCACGGUAUUUUCAUUUAGAGAUUGUUGAUAAUAUUCUGUGAUAGUAUUGAACAAAUAGAAGACUUAAUAUGUAAACAUAGCAGGCUUGGAUUGAUGUUGUAUGCAGUUAGUGUGUGCCUGAAAUGUGGAUCUUUAAAUAUUUUUGUUUUUUGUACAGAAUAUGCAGUAUGUGUGGGAAUUAAUUCUCAUAGAUGUGUAUAUGUAGAAGAGAUACGUAAAAACAGAUUUGUUUGAGCCUUAGAAUUUUAAUGCUGUAUCGGUACUGUAUCAGUACAUUGUGAGCUCUACCAUGGUAUGAGCACAACUUACCAGAACUCAGUACUCAGUGAUUAAUGAAGUUUUGAUGCAAUGAUGUUGAACGGUUGGACAUUCCCUGUUCAGUGACAUUUUAGUGUGACAUAAACUGUUGAAGCACAAAUCAGUAAUCUUUUUUUCUUAAUAUUUCUCAUAUUUGGCAAGUGUUAUAAAGGCUAAUAAUGCCUUGCUCUUUGCAUUUUCGAUCAGCUACUGUAAUGCAAUCUGUAUUUUGAUUUAUAAAAUUGUAAUGCAUUAUUUUGUUCAUCCCAUUUCCCUCAAAGGCAUCAAAAAUCAUUUAAAAUGUGAAAUAAUAGCUACAUUUAUUAUUUUAGCUAUUGUUUCACUGAAAUUGAUUCGGUUUGCAUUUACAUUUGUCCCCAGUAUUACAUGACACUUAAUAUCAACGUUUGGUUAUUUACAUUAAUUACAGUAUCAGUAAUUGAUAGAUGUCCAAUUAAUACUCAAUACAUUCAUUUGACUCCGAUACAAAGAUUGUAUGACAUUGAAUUAACAUUAAUGAAAGAACAUUUGAAUUCUCAAAAUCAUUUUUAUGGUCUUUAACUUACUUUGUAUAAUAUUUUCUCUGUUUUAUGAAAAUUAUAUCUUUGGUAUUCCUGUGGUAUCACUGCAAUAACUAAUAUUCGUAAGCACUUGAAUUGUUCUAAUGUGGCUUUAAAAACUGUAUCAGUUUUGUGUUAAAGCAUUUUUCUACUGUUUUCUGUGCUUGCUUUCUAAAAAUAAAUAAAUAUCAAUACUGUGUAA